Strongylus vulgaris is the source of this 561-nucleotide messenger RNA. NCBI's taxonomy places the organism in Eukaryota, Metazoa, Nematoda, Chromadorea, Rhabditida, Strongylidae. The record is from the annotation of a GenBank genome assembly.
AUGCUUGGAAUAGGUCUUCUUCGAGCACCCGCUCCAUCUUCGUCAAGCAUGUCAACAGAGUCAGUAACGCUCUCGGCAAUACAUCGAUUACCUGGAACACCGAUUUCUUUACCAGCACAGCAAGCAACAGCAUCAUCUCCUGCGCCUAAUGUUGUCACUGUUCAAUCUCAGCCAGCGCCAUUUCACGAUGCUAAUAGCGCUUCAAACCAAAUUCAGGCGUCUAUGCAAGCCCCUCGUCCCGCAGCUGCAGUAAUGCCCAUCCAACAUCAGGGGACGACUACCGUUCCAUCAGAUCGUACAACUUCGGUAACGACAUCAACACCAGCAGCAGCUCCAACGUCAACUCCCACAACAGUUGUGUCUUCUCAGCCAUCCAGAAUUCUUCCUUUGUCUGAAUUAAUGGAUCCUUCGAAAUUUGAACUUGGUCCUGGCGAUAAAACAAGGCUUGAGAAACGCCUACUCCAUGAGCAUAUUCGAAGCGGUGGAGACGUACCAUUGCCACAGUUAGACCCCAAUGACCCGUUGAAUACAUUGGAUCCAUUCUGGAAGACGAGAAGAUAA